Messenger RNA from Grammomys surdaster, 1324 nucleotides. RefSeq names its product acireductone dioxygenase 1 (gene Adi1). Gene Ontology annotation, molecular function: acireductone dioxygenase [iron(II)-requiring] activity. The record is from RefSeq and is a predicted model, not a curated record. The transcript has 4 exons. The coding region runs from base 36 to 575 and encodes 179 amino acids. Lineage: Eukaryota; Metazoa; Chordata; Mammalia; Rodentia; Muridae.
CCUCCAGGCAGUCUGUGGAAGCCGCCGCCGCCACCAUGGUGCAGGCCUGGUAUAUGGACGAGUCCACGGCCGACCCGCGGAUGCCACACCGCGCACAGCCCAACCGCCCUGUGAGCCUGGAGCAGCUGCGCACGCUCGGAGUGCUCUAUUGGAAGCUUGAUGCUGACAAGUAUGAGAACGAUCCAGAACUGGAAAAGAUCCGGAAAACGAGAAACUACUCAUGGAUGGACAUCAUCACCAUAUGCAAAGAUACACUUCCCAAUUAUGAGGAGAAGAUCAAGAUGUUCUUUGAGGAACAUCUGCAUCUGGAUGAGGAGAUCCGCUACAUCCUGGAGGGCAGCGGGUACUUCGAUGUCAGGGACAAGGAGGACAAGUGGAUCCGGAUUUCCAUGGAGAAGGGGGACAUGAUUACGCUUCCUGCUGGCAUCUAUCACCGCUUCACACUGGACGAGAAGAAUUACGUGAAGGCCAUGCGGCUGUUUGUUGGAGAGCCUGUGUGGACACCAUACAACCGGCCAGCUGACCAUUUUGAUGCCCGGGUACAGUACGUGAGGUUUUUGGAAGGAACAGCAUAGCAGUGCUCCUCAAAGAGAAAACAGCACUGUGUGAAGCUCCUGCUGUGGUAACUAAUUGGAAAGUUGCUCACCUCUCUGCUUUUAUAUGUGGACUUGAGGCUAGACUAGCUUUCUUUGGUAAGAUUGUUAGAUCAGAGUCUUUUGAAUGAAAGCAUCUCUAAAAGUGAUUUUUACAUGGAAGCCACAAAAAUGUGAACAAGUGACCUUAAUUUUCCCUAACUGUCAAGACUUAGCGGUCUAGGAGCCCUGGGUUGGUAUGUGCAUUCAUAUAUGGCCAAUCUUCAUCUCCCAGAAGGUCCUAAUGUAGGUGUCUGUUGCGGGCAUGAAGCUAUGCCCUAGAGGGCAGUUAUACCCAGCACAACUAACCAAAUGAUGUUUUUCUCCCUCAAUGAUUGUUGGGUGGGGAAGUGGGGUUGUUCUUUCUCCAAACUAAGUUACCUUAAUUGUAUGCUCACAGCUAAGCUGUAUUAUACUCAUGUGUACAUACAAUAUUUUACUUGGUUCAUUAAAGCCUCCCAUUUAGAUUCCUUAUGCGAUUUUAUAUGUAUGUAAUUAAUUUCUACAUCCAGGUAGAUAUUAUCAAUGUGGUUUUGGGUCUUUUACAAUCAAGAUUCAAAAGAAGUAAUAUAUGAUUUUUCUACUCCAGCACCUUGUGUUAUAUAGUGUAGAUGUAGAAAUCUAACCUAGCAAAUGCAAGGCCUUGGGUAUGAGCCCCUGUACCACAAAUAAAGAAUAAUAAUCCUGAAAUA